AUGCUGAAGUCUGAGGAGGACAUUUUGGCGACUCGCACUGGAGCUGACACUUCCAAACACUCCAACAACCAAAAACUAAAUCUGCCAAUUAGGAAACUGUCUCAUUCCAUAGAGGAAAUACUGAAAAAACCCACAUGUUAUAGAGAAAACCGGACAAGUGAUUCUAGCAAAUUAGAAAUAUUAGCAAACGAAUAUCACUCGACAGACAUGGCUUUGCUGGACACUUCGAGAACAAUGAAAACGUGUGCAGGGCUCUCAGGUCAGAGAAAGAGCAGACAGACGAGGAUCACGUUUAGCCCCUUCCAGCUUCUGCAUCUGGAGAGGGUUUUCCAGAUGACUCCGUAUCCAGAUGUGAGCACUCGAGAGCAGCUCGCCUCCCGCCUGCACCUCACAGACACACGCAUUCAGAUUUGGUUUCAGAACAGAAGAGCCAAGUGGAGAAAAGUGGAAACGCAAAAAGAUGUAAAACUGGUGGCAACAUUGUCCGCUUAUGAGUCGCUUUAUUACCAGAAGCAGCGUUGGAGCUGGACUCUCCCACUCUCCACCGUCCACCCGCACCACAAACCUCUCCUCCGUGCGCGACACCUGACCGCCACAAGCACGAGAGGGGCGAUGGCCGCGGAUGGAGGAUGCGGGGAAAAGGCAGAGGAGUACCGGGAGGAGGUGGAGCGGCUCACGCAGGAGCUGGCCGAGGCGAACCGGGAGAAGAUCAGGGCGGCGGAGUGCGGGCUGGUGGUGCUGGAGGAGAACCAGGCGCUCAAACUCAAGUACGCCGAUCUGGAGAGCGAGCAGGACGCGCUGAGGAAGGAGUUGGAACAGUUGCAGGAGGCGUUCGGACUGGCUUACACAAACCAGCGUAAAGUGGCAGAGGACGGAGAGACCAACGAGGAGACGCUGCUGCUGGAGUCUGCGUCCAAAGAGGCGUAUUACAUGAGCCGCCUGCUGGAGCUGCAGACGGAGCUGACCCUGAGCCGAUCUGUGGCCUCUAACGCUCAGGGAGAGACCGAGAGGCUCAACGGACUAGCACAGGAGCUACGAGAGGCCAAUGAAAUGCUGGAGAUACAGAGAAGCCGAACGAGGGAAGAAAUCAAAGAGUAUAAGUUCCGAGAGACACGACUGCUGCAGGACUACACUGAGCUGGAGGAGGAGAACAUCACGCUCCAGAAAUUGGUGUCAACGCUCAAACAGAGUCAGGUGGAGUAUGAAGGGUUAAAACAUGAAAUCAAAGUUCUGGAGGAGGAGACGGUUCUUCUGAACUGUCAGUUGGAAGAUGCUCUUCGUCUGAAGGACAUUUCUCAGAGUCAGUUAGAGGAGGCGCUGGACGCCUUAAAGAACGAGAGGGAGCAGAAGAACAACCUGCGCAAAGAGCUGUCCCACCACCUGAGUCUGAGUGACAGUGUGUAUGGGGCAGGGGCUCAUCUGGCCCUCACAGUGACCGGUGUCGAAGGCCUCAAGUUCAACGAUGAAACCAAAGGCAGCAGCAGCAAUCAGGCUUCCAGCGCCAACGCCAACAACGAGGACUGCAACCGGCGCAACGGGCACCUCCACACUUGCACGGGUUUGGCCAAAAUAAAUGGAGAGUACAGACCCGGGCGAAAGGGGGACAACCUGCACCCAGUCCCUGACCUGUUCAGUGAACUCAACAUGUCUGAGAUUCAGAAGCUCAAGCAGCAGCUCCUGCAGGUGGAACGGGAGAAAGCUGCUCUUCUGCGCACGCUUCAAGAGUCGCAGGUGCAGCUGGAGCACACGCAGGGCGCUUUGAGUGAGCAGAAUGAGAGGGUGCACCGCCUCACAGAGCAUGUCAACACCAUUAACCAGUGCAAUGGGGACAAAGAGCUGGCUGACCCUCAGGAGAGUGAGAAACCUGACGGGGGCCUGGCAUCUCCACCCACCAACAGCCAUGAUGUCGAUAUUCACGGUUUGGAGCUGCUUGAAUGUAAAUAUAAAGUAGCAGUGACAGAGGUCAUUGACCUAAAGGCUGAGCUCAAGGCGCUAAAGGAGAAGUACAACCAGGCAGUGGAGGGCCUCGUGGAGAGCCCUCCGGACGACAGGGUCCAGGCUCUCUCUGAACAGGUCUCUAGUUUGGAGCGCACAUGUCACGAGGCCAGGGACAGGGUUUCUACACUGGAAGCGGAGCUCCGAGCAGCUUCAGUCGCCACCUCAGAGGGCCAGAGUGUGCUGAACACAGCACAGGACGAGUUAGUUACAUUCAGUGAGGAGCUGGCUCAGCUCUAUCACCACGUUUGUCUGUGCAACAACGAGACUCCAAACCGCGUCAUGUUGGACUACUACAGGCAGAGCCGUGUCACUCGAGGUGGCAGUCUCAAAGGCUCAGACGACCCUCGGGCAUUACUCUCCCCUCGUCUGGCCCGACGCUUGGCUGCCAUCUCAGCCGCAUGCUCCUCUGAUCCUCCACGCAGCCCCAUGGAUUCCCCGUCCAAAGACAGCAGCCACAGUGAGUCCACCUCAGGGGUGCACUCUCCUGCAUACCACGGCAGUCCAACCCGCACAGCCAACAGCCUGUCCCCGUGUCCAUCACUUGUACCCUCAGAGGCAGGAGACCUGCGUAAAGAGCCCAUGAAUAUUUACAACCUCAACGCCAUCAUCAGAGAUCAAAUUAAACACCUUCAGAGGGCCGUGGACCGCUCCCUGCAGCUGUCCCGGCAGAGGGCUGCUGCCAGGGAGCUGGCCCCUAUUCUGGACAAGGACAAAGAGUCCUGCCUGGAGGAGAUACUCAAACUGAAGUCUCUGCUCAGUACCAAGAGGGAGCAAAUAGCUACGCUGAGGCUGGUGCUAAAGGCCAAUAAACAGACUGCAGAAGGUGCUCUGGCCAAUUUGAAGAGCAAAUAUGAGAAUGAAAAGACAAUGGUUACAGAGACCAUGAUGAAGUUGAGGAACGAGCUGAAGGCUUUGAAAGAAGACGCUGCAACUUUCUCAUCUCUGAGAGCUAUGUUUGCUACAAGAUGUGAUGAGUAUGUUACCCAGUUAGAUGAGAUGCAGAGGCAGCUGGCAGCUGCUGAGGACGAGAAAAAGACAUUGAACUCUCUCCUGCGAAUGGCAAUCCAGCAGAAACUGGCUCUAACCCAACGUCUAGAAGAUCUAGAGUUUGACCACGAGCAGACACACCGUGGACGCGGGGCUAAAGUGCCCAAGAUUAGAAGCAGUCCUCCUAAACGCCCUCAAUCUUCCUACCUCUUUAGAGCCAGCAUGGCCCAACAGGCCGGCGUGGACCUCAAACCCUCUUUAUCAGACCUCAGGCAGCCUGCUGCCUCAAUAUCGCCACUCUCCCAAGCACUAAGGCGAGAGAGGCCCUCUCUUGCCCGCAGUCGUAGAUCUGCAGCAGAGAAGCAGCUCCUGGGACCUGACGUGUCCAGAGACAGCAGCUCCUGCCCCGCCUUUGUGACCGCGGCCACAGAAGAGGAGCAGGACCAUCAUCGCUGA
Molecule: messenger RNA, 3441 nt
Organism: Knipowitschia caucasica
Lineage: Eukaryota; Metazoa; Chordata; Actinopteri; Gobiiformes; Gobiidae
Source: the annotation of a GenBank genome assembly